This is a messenger RNA of Rasamsonia emersonii CBS 393.64, 2310 nucleotides long. Its product is annotated as Benzoate 4-monooxygenase. The transcript is spliced from 7 exons. Bases 1 to 2310 code for a protein of 769 amino acids. The record is from RefSeq and is a predicted model, not a curated record. Gene Ontology annotation, molecular function: monooxygenase activity; iron ion binding; oxidoreductase activity, acting on paired donors, with incorporation or reduction of molecular oxygen. Lineage: Eukaryota; Fungi; Ascomycota; Eurotiomycetes; Eurotiales; Trichocomaceae.
AUGGUGCUGGUUUCCAAUGUGCCUGUCUCUGUCAACCUCCUCCUCUCGCCCUACACGGCCGUCGCCCUGCUAGUGCUGUACUAUCUCGUCCCCUACCUGGCCAAAUGGCGCUGGCACGACAUCCCCGCCCCCUUCCCGGCCGCCUGGUCGAAUUUCUGGCUGUUCUAUCAAUGCCGUCGGGGCCGUCGAUACCAGGCUGUUCAUGACGCCCACAAGAAGUACGGCAAGUUCGUCCGUCUCCAGCCGAACCACGUCUCCAUUGCCGAUGAUGCUGCCAUCCAGGCCAUCUACGGCCAUGGCAACGGCUUCCUGAAGUCUGACUACUACGACGCCUUCGUGUCCAUCCGCCGCGGGCUGUUCAACACCCGGGACCGCGCGGAGCACACGCGCAAGCGCAAGGCCGUGUCGCACACCUUCAGCGCCAAGUCGGUCGGGCAGUUCGAGCAGUACAUCCACGCCAACAUCGAGCUGUUCGUCAAGCAGUGGUGCAGCAUCUGCGAGCGCCAGACCAACCCGGCCACCGGCUUCGCCUCCAUCGACGCCCUCCACUGGUUCAACUACCUGGCCUUCGACAUCAUCGGCGACCUGGCCUUCGGCGCCCCUUUCGGCAUGCUCGCCAAGGGCAAGGACUACGCCGAGGUGCGCGAGACGCCCGACUCGCCGCCCACGUACGCGCCCGCCAUCGAGGUGCUCAACCGCCGCGGCGAGGUCUCCGCCACGCUGGGCUGCUACCCGGCGCUGAUGAAGUUUGCGCCGUACCUGCCGGACCGGUUCUUCCGCGACGGGCUUAAGGCCGUGAACAACCUGGCGGGGAUCGCCAUCGCGCGGGUGAAAGAGCGGCUGCGUCCCGAGGUCAUGGCCAACAACACGCGCGUGGACCUGCUGGCCCGGCUGAUGGAGGCCAAGGACGAGACGGGCGCCAAGCUGGGCCGCGAGGAGCUCACGGCCGAGGCGCUGACGCAGCUGAUUGCCGGCUCGGACACGACGUCCAACACGUCGUGUGCGCUGCUGUACUGGGUGCUGCGCACACCGGGCGUGCUGGGCAAGUUGCAGCAGGCGAUUGACGAGGCGGUGCCGGCGGGUCGUGCAAUGGGUCAUCUGGGAAACGAUGCGCAUCCACAGCACCUCCGCGCUGGGCCUUCCCCGGGAGAUCCCGCCUACGAGCGGCCCCGUCGAGAUCUGCGGCCGAGUGUUCCACCCAGGGGACAUUGUGUCCGUGCCGACAUACACAAUCCACCACUCGACGGAGAUCUGGGGGCCAGACGCAGAGGCCUUUGUGCCGGAACGCUGGGACCCGAAGCGGCUGACAGCGCGGCAGAAGGCGGCGUUCAUUCCGUUCAGCACGGGACCGCGGGCGUGCGUCGGACGCAACGUCGCGGAGAUGGAACUGACUUGCAUCGUGGGCACGGUGUUCCGCAACUUCGACUUCCGGCUCGAGCAGGAGGGGCCGAUGGAGACAAGGGAGGGAUUCCUCCGGAAGCCGAUGGGGUUGAAGCUGUAUCCAGCAUAAGAUGUAUGUACAUCGGGUUGAAGCGAAAGGGAGGAUUACUAGAAAACAUCGCUCCUCCUGCAAUCGAGGAUGGUGUCGAUACAACUUCUGGUCCCUCCGCGGGAGUUGGCUCUGUUGAUACGGAUACGAGGACUGUGAUCGAAUCUGGUAAUUCCCUUCCUCGUGCCAGCCCUGCUGGUCCUCCUGGCCUGAUCGCACCGGAGUUGACUGGCGUUCUUCUCGAUCUGCCACCGGACUCGGCAGUUCGGCUGGCCUUGGUCUGGCAACCGCUCGACCAGCCCCGCGUGGGACUUUUUGAGGUUCUUCUUGACCAUCCCCAGCAGCACCAGGCUGCACCGCAGAUCCACAUCCUCACGCAGAUACAGGCCCUCCUUCGGGAUGCGCAGCUUCUCCAUGCCCAGCUCGACCGGGGCGCGCGGCUCGCCCGGCAUGUUCCCGCAAACCUGCCAUUUGGCCCUGAUCUCGAGCCCGGCGGGCGCGUGGACGUGCGUCUGCAGACCCCGCGGAAGAUCGUGGAAGCAGCCGUAGUAGGUGACGCUGCCGGACAGCAGGCCGCCGGGGAGAUACGAGAUGCGGUCCGUGAUCUCGUACCAGGCGGCCUCGAGCUCGUCAGGGAGCGCCAGGGCCGGCGGCGGGUCGCAGCGGCGGUGGCUCGUGACGAGCGGGUUCAGCUCGAUCAUCUCGCCGUGCGAGUGGAGGAUGUCGACGACCACGUCGCGGGGGACAUAGGAUGGAAGGGGGGUGAUGUGGGUGAAGACGGAGCGUUUGAACAUGACUGCAUCUACGAACUCAGUGACUGA